This is a messenger RNA of Rotaria sp. Silwood1, 2583 nucleotides long. NCBI's taxonomy places the organism in Eukaryota, Metazoa, Rotifera, Eurotatoria, Philodinida, Philodinidae. The record is from the annotation of a GenBank genome assembly.
AUGUCGACAAAUCGACUAACACCAUUCACUAAACGUACUAUGCCGAUCAAUAAUAACACACAUACAAUACCUGAUAUACUUGGUCAUGAACAAAUUGAUUUAACACGUUUAAAAAAACAAGCACAAUUAACUCAAACACAAAUACCAAAAAUUCCACGUAUUGCACGUACAUUAAAUACACUUGAUAAUGUUUUAAAAAUCUUAGAAGAACAUAGUCGAAUAUCAAAAUGUCAAAUUGAUCAACUUAUACAAUCUGUUGAAAAAGAAAAUCCUCAAUUAGCACGACAAUUACAUGAAUCACAAGUUGCUUAUUUAAAAUUACAAGCUCAUACAGCUUCAUUACAAAGUUUAAAAGAAUGUUAUUGUCGUUAUGCUCAUAUGCUUGAUGGUGCAAGAACAAUGUUUAAUGCAUAUCAACAAACUACAACAAGACGAGAUUCAAUUGAUCAAGUUAAACUUGGUCUAAAAGAAUGCACGAAAACUUUAUGUGCAAUUGAAGCUCAAUUAGAAGCAAUGUUAGGUACAUUUAUAUUAAAUUUACAAGAAAUAAGUGGUUUUUCUCGAAUAUGUCCUGGAGAUGAAUAUGAAUUAGUUAUACGUUAUGGACAACAAAAAUGGAAAACACGUGGUCGUAUACUUAAACAUGAUAAAAAUGAACAAAUAUGGACACGAAAAAUAUUUCAUUUAAAAGCUAAAUUAGCUGAUUUAUUAUUAAUUAAAAUUAGUGAAGUUAAAUUAUUAGGUGUUUCAUUAAAAACAAUUGGAACAAAAUGUUUUGAAGUUAAUAAUUUUUAUUCAAUGGAAACACAACGAAUGAUUAUUAAUGCAAAUCAAAGUGGAACAAUUAAAUUAAUUUUUUUGGUUAAUUGGGAUCUUUAUGAUCAAGUUGAUACAAAAUUUACAUUUUAUAAUCCAAAUCGAACAUAUUCCGAUGUAACACGAACAUGGUCAAUGUUUGUUGGAAAUACAACAUUACUUCGAACUGUAAAUGAUACACUUACAUCAUCUUCUGUUUCAUCUUCUUCUGCUUCAUCUCAAUAUUCUGCUAAACGUUUAUCAACAUUUUGUCCAAUAAAUUCUCAAGAAACUAAUGAAUAUGUAACAUAUAAUUCAAUAAUAGAUGAAAGUAAUCAUUAUGAUGAAAUCGAUUUAGAAAAUAAACAUGAACAAAUAUCAAAACAAGAAGAAGAAAUUUGUGAUAAUUGUCCUGUUCAUGAUGAUGUUCAUUUAUCAUCAAAUUCAUCAUCAUUUGCUGCUGGUUUAAAUUCUGAUGAAAUAUCAUCAUCAGCAUCAAUUGAUUAUUGUCAAACAGAAGAAGAAGAAGAAGAAGAAGAAGAAGAAUGUGUUGAAAAUGAAUCAAUUUAUGAACUUGAUUUACUUAUUGAUCAAGUUCGAACAUGUUUAGAUGAUUUACGUCUUAUUGAUCGAUCAUUUUCAAUAAUAUUUGAUAAAAUUGAACAAAUUAUAAAUGAUUUAGAUCGAAUACUUAAAAUUCAAAUUCAUGAACAAACAGAAAAAACAUUAGAAAUUGAAAAUAUUCUUAUUGAUUUUAAUUUUUUAAAUACAUUUGAUGAUGAAGAUACAUUAAAAACAAUUGAUUCAGGUUUUGAAGGUGAACAACAACAAAUAAAACAAAAUGAUAAUUUUAAAUCAAAUAUAAAUCAACCAAUAAAUACGAUUUUUGUUGAUAUACUUAAUCGAAUUUUAAUUCUUCUUUAUUAUAUUCAAAAUCGUUCGAAAUCUGAUGAUAAUCUUAUUCUUGAACAUCUUAAUGAUCAAAAUGAACAAUUGACUAUGGCUAUAUCUUGGUGUGAAAAUCAAGUACAAGAUGUUAAACAAGCAUUAUCUCAAUCUGAUCAAUCGAUUGUUGAAUUUUGGUUAAAAUGUUGUUCAAAUGAAACAUUCAUUAUUUCUUUUGAACAUUGUCUCAAUGAAAUAAUGAAAUAUUUAAAUUGUAAUCAAGAUAUUGCUGAAUAUCUAUUAAAUAAUCUUUGUUGUUUAUCAUUUCGAAUAAAUUUUAUUCAUCCAAAAUAUUUAACACUUAUUCAAAUAUGGUUUCUCUUAAAAAAAGAUCGUUCUGACAUUGAAAAAGAUAUUAAAAUAGCAAAUGAACAAAUUGAAUUUUCAAAAAAUCUUUCCAAUUUAAUUUUAAAUAAUAAUUAUACUCAAAUAGCUUUGAUGCUUAAUCGACGUACGUUAAAUAAUAAUGAACUAAUUAAUCGAUUAUUAUAUGAAUAUGAUUUUAAACUUCCAGAUGAAUUGAUUGGUAUGUUAUUAACAUCAAUUCGUCAUGAUGUAAUAUCUCAUUUACGUACAGCAUUAUUAUCUCAUAAUGAUAAUCCAUAUUUUAUUAUGGGUAAACAAAAUCGUGUUAUUGCUCAAAAAGCAAAAGUUAAACAACAACAACAUAAUAAAAAACCAAAAGCUGUUAAAACUAAUUUAAAACGAUUAAAUGAACAAGUAAGAAAAAAAGUUGAACAAGUUGAUAAAUUAUAUGAUAAUAAAGAUGACAAUCAAUCGAACGAAAAAAAACAAAAAAUGGAAACAACAAAACAAGAUACAUCUUCCGUAGAUAAAAAAUAA